AUGAAGUUGACCAACUGCCUCGCCGGUCUCCUGACCGCCAUCACACAACUCGUCAACACCAAUAACUACACUCUCAGCGAAUUUGAAGAUGACUUCAAGAUCGCCAAAGACGCCCACAUCGACGCCUUCGCCCUCAACAUGGGCCUCACGGAUCCCAACACCGCCCAGUCACUCGAGAGCGCCUUCAUCGCCGCCAAGAAUGUUGGAUUCCACCUAUUCUUUUCCUUUGACUACAACGGCGGCUACCAAGGUGGCAAACCCUGGCCCAAGGAGACUAUUCUGGAAAUGGCAGACAAGUACUUCAAACUCGAUGAGUACUUCAAGUAUGCCGGCCAACCCCUUGCUUCGACAUUUGAAGGCACAGAGAACGCCGAUGAUUGGAUCGAACUCAAAAACAAGACCGAUGCCUUCUUCAUCCCCGACUGGUCCUCAGUGUCACCCGAGGAAGCACUGUCACUAGGGGGCGGCGUUGCUGAUGGACUCUUUAGCUGGAACGCCUGGCCUGCUGGCGACCAGGACAUGACUGACAAAAGUGACGCUGCGUUUGCUUGGGCCCUGAAAGGAAAGCCUUAUAUGAUGCCCGUCUCCCCCUGGUUCUACACCAACCUCCCCGGCUAUGACAAGAAUUGGGUGUGGAGAGGUGAUGAUCUCUGCUUUGUUCAAAUCAUCUCUUGGAACGACUAUGGCGAGUCCCACCACAUUGGCCCGGUUCGCACCAACGCAAUGGAAGCUUUCGAAGUCGGCAAAGCCCCCUUCAACUACGCCCUCGACCACCCCCACGACGGGUGGCGCCACUUCCUCCCUUACCUCAUCGACAGCUACAAAGCCGCCGUGGCCCCUUCCAUCAAAGACGAAGCUCUCAUGACAUGGUACCGCGGCUCGCCGGCCCUCGCCUGCAAGGACGGCGGUACCACCGUGAACACCGUCACGCAGGAUCAAAAGGUCCUGACGGCGGCCCAAGUCGUCAGCGACAAAAUCUUUUACUCGGCCCUCCUCACGUCCGGGGCUGAGAUCACCGUCUCCGUCGGAGGCAAGACGCAGAAGGGCAAUUGGACCUCGACCCCUGACGGCGGCAAGGGCGUAUACCACGGAAGCGUCCCCUUCUUGGGCACCGGCGACGUCGUCAUCACCAUGACAAAGUACGGAACCGAGAUCGCCAAGAUCGAUGGCAGGCAAAUUGCAGACGAGUGCCCCAGCGGCAUGACCAACUGGAACGCCUGGACCGGCAGCACGAAUGCCCUACACGUCGAUGAUCCGAGCCCAUCGCCCACGCAGACUGGCAAUGGUCCCAAGUCUACAGCCAGUGAUCAUGGCUCGGGGGCAUCUAACCUAUCGCAAAGCGGUUUGGUUUACGUUGUCGUUGCCCUCGCCAGCUUGGCUGUUGCUGGGGUAGUGUGA
Molecule: messenger RNA, 1398 nt
Organism: Colletotrichum orchidophilum
Lineage: Eukaryota; Fungi; Ascomycota; Sordariomycetes; Glomerellales; Glomerellaceae
Product: glycosyl hydrolase family 71
Exons: 3
Coding region: 1-1398 (465 amino acids)
Biological process (GO): mating projection tip cell wall disassembly
Molecular function (GO): glucan endo-1,3-alpha-glucosidase activity
Source: RefSeq, a predicted model, not a curated record